UCGAUUUUCCCUCAGUCAGUCCGAAGCGGUGCGGAAUCACGUCCAGACGUCGUCGUCGUUCGGGGACAGCUCACAACCCAAAAUAAAGUUUACAACUAGGGUAGCUUGUAUAUCUGGUGAAGAUUUCUGAUUAAUUUCAACGGAGAUAAACAAAUAUUGCCGACUCGUUUCCUGACUGAAAAUCGACUUUGGCGCGAAUAAGAAAAAGUAACCACUUCGUACAUUUUAAUUUUAGUUCAAAUCGGACUGUAACCGAGUUCCGCGACAUGUGCUUCUAAUUAACCAAUUAACCACGCCACGGGUUCAGAAACUUGCAUUACAGCCCUAGGAAAGUCAUCGGUCAACCGGCAGAACGAAUAUAAUUAGCAAGUGCGACAAACUUGCAGAUUAUUCCUCGCCUCGAAAAGUGUAAUGUGUAGUGGGCAAAAGUAGAGCAAAUCAAACCUCAGAAAAGCGAAAUCCAAACUUCAAACUACAAAGCAGGCGGAAAAAUCGAUAUCAAAAGGGGAGGAAACUCCAUCCGAUGGUGUUUGGGGUGGGAGAGAAAAACCGUGAAGAGAGAAGAAACAGACAAUAACAGAACAAAAACAAAAAAAAACGGCGGGCGCCACCCCAAACCAUUUGGCAUUUGCAUACUUCCAGGGGAUCGGGAGCGCCUCGUGUCGUAAGGAAGAAACCGAGUUCGGAAAAACCACGUGCUGGGCGGCAAAUCAUGACUCUCCCGAAGAAUAAGGACGAAAGCGUUCAGCCGGAUCCGAGUGCGGCAAUCGAAAUCGCAAGUGCCAUUCCCAAAAAACGACAACAAUUGCUCAAAUGGAACGGCUGGGGUUACAAAGAUUCGCGUUUCGAGUAUACCAAUGGAAUGUUGAUUUUCACUGGCGAUAGGUAUCCGAUCGGAGGGUCCCUCUCGCUGCCAUACUUCAAAGACUACGUGGAAAAGUACCUCAAUGUGAAUCUGAAGGAAAAAUGUCCGGGCAAUCCGCUUCCCGGACAGUAUCCUGAUCCGGUCCCAUGUCCGGAUUUCUUGGCCGAGCUUGCUCACCACGGGAUCGAGUACAGUGUCAGUGGAGAGGAUCGGUUGGUGCGUUGUCAUGGCCAAUCGCUGCACGACAUCCACACCUUGCGCAGUGGUCAAUUUAAACGAAUCCCGGACGUGGUUCUGUAUCCCAGGGGCCACACUCAGGUCGAGCAGAUUGUGCGAUCGGCCAAUGAGUUCAAUGUGGUUGUGAUACCGUACGGUGGCGGCACAUCAGUAUCGGGAGCGUCAACCUGUCCUGAAAAUGAGCGGCGUCCGAUAGCCGUACUUGACACCAGUCAGAUGAACAAGUUGUUGUGGAUUGACAAGGCAAAUUUGAUCGCGUGCUUCGAAGCGGGUAUAAUUGGACAAGAUCUGGAGCGAGAGCUGCGGAAAAUGGGAUUCACCGCAGGCCAUGAACCGGAUAGUUACGAGUUUAGUAGUUUGGGAGGUUGGGUAGCGACUAGAGCUUCCGGUAUGAAGAAAAACCGUUAUGGCAAUAUUGAGGAUAUCGUGGUUAAGGUCAAAAUGGUUACAACGAAAGGUGUCCUGGAUAAAAACGUUACCGUUCCGAGGCUCUCUUGUGGGCCGGAUUUCAAUCACGUCAUUCUUGGAUCCGAAGGAACCCUCGGUGUGGUCACGGAAGUUGUGAUCAAAAUACGUCCACUGCCACAGCUGAAGAAGUAUGGUUCCCUAGUGUUCCCGAACUUCGGUGCAGGGAUCCGUUGUCUGCGGGAAGUUGCCAAAGAACGGUUGCAACCUUCUAGCAUAAGGUUGAUUGACAAUGAACAGUUCGUGUUUGGACAAGCACUGAAACCUCAGGGAGGAUUCUUCUCUAACAUUGCCAGCUCUCUGCAGAAGUCGUACAUUACCCGAAUCAAAGGUAUGCAGCUGGACAAAAUCGCAAUCGCCACUUUGGUGUUCGAAGGCCAUACCGACGAUGUGAAGAGGCACGAGCAGAAGAUCAUUUCCAUUGCCGGCAAACAUGGUGGAUUCUCGGCCGGAAGCAAUAAUGGCGAAAAGGGCUAUAUACUCACGUUCGUCAUAGCAUACAUCAGAGACCUUGCUCUGGAGUACAGUGUGGUGGCGGAAUCGUUUGAAACGUCAGUUUCGUGGGAUCGGUGCGAAACACUUUGUACAAAUGUUAAAAGUCGAGUUAAGAAGGAAUGUGCCAAAUACAAUAUCAACCAUUACCUCGUUUCGUGCCGGGUGACGCAGUCCUACGAUGCGGGGGCGUGUGUCUACUUCUAUUUCGGCUUCAAUCACAGCGGCUUCUCGGAUCCGGUACACGUGUACGAAACGAUCGAAAAUCACGCCCGGGAGGAGAUCCUGUCGUCCGGUGGAUCGAUAUCGCAUCACCACGGGGUGGGGAAGAUCCGGUCCCGCUGGUACCCGCAAACCGUGUCCGAAACCGGAGUUCAGCUGUACCGAGCCACCAAGAACGAGCUGGAUCCCAAGAAUAUUUUCGCCGUCGGCAACUUCUUGCCUGCCUGCUCUAGCGGUUCGGAUAGCGUUGAGGGUCACGGGGAACCCACGCUUAAAUCAAAACUUUAAUUUUAUGCUGCUCUAGAGUGUAAAAUAUUUCCUCUUUGAAAACGGUUUGAAAUAGUGCAAUUCUUAGUUUUAAUAGCGAAGACAUUCCUUAUUAGUGCUUUAAAUAGGAAACAUAUUUGUGUACUGCGGGUGGCUUAUUAAUGCU
Molecule: messenger RNA, 2714 nt
Organism: Uranotaenia lowii
Lineage: Eukaryota; Metazoa; Arthropoda; Insecta; Diptera; Culicidae
Gene: Agps
Product: alkyldihydroxyacetonephosphate synthase
Exons: 5
Coding region: 713-2569 (618 amino acids)
Biological process (GO): lipid biosynthetic process
Molecular function (GO): alkylglycerone-phosphate synthase activity; FAD binding
Source: RefSeq, a predicted model, not a curated record